GAAAGGACAAGGCUUUGAAAUACUUGGCCUGUUCUUGGCUCCUCCUCACUUUUGUUGCUGUCUUUUUUUGUCAGAGCAAAGUUCUACACUCAAAGAGCACUACACAUUAGGAAAUCAAAUCCUCCUAGGAAGUCAAUCGUGUAGAGCUAAGCAAGUGAAGAAAAUGUCACUGUCAUAUGUGAAAACAUCUGAACAAGUCACAAUAACUGUAAAGCCUACAUCAACUGAAAAUGCCUGUCCCCUAAUUUGCCAGCUGUGCUAUUCACUGUGCUGCAGUUCAUUCUGCCAUGUUUCAAAAGCAUUUGAGAAAAUAAUUAGUGGAAACUUGAGUACCUUUGGGGCAAUACAAAUAAUGGUUGGAAUGGUGAACAUUGCCUUUGGGUUAAUUCUUAGAAAUCAAACCCCAUGGCUUGAUACGCCACAUUGGGCUGGCUCUGUGUUUAUUGUUGUUGGAUGUUUCUGCUUCUUGGCUGACAAAUUCCACAGUCCCUGCAUGGUUUUGCUAUGUUUAAUCAAGAACAUCAUAUGUACUGGCUGUGCUGUUGCUAACAUAGUUUUAUUGUCCAUUGAAUUACCUCGUAAACCCUACUUUUACUGCACAACAAAAGAUGAAUAUUCAAGAUGGCCAUACAGGAAAUUUGAUAAUUAUACCUUUGAAGUGUGUCAAAAUCUUUACCACAGUUUAAAUGAUUCUUUACUUGGAAUAAAGAUACUCUAUAUAGCUUUUGGAACUCUUCAUCUCUGCAUUACCAUCAGUAUUGUAGUUCUAACCAUAAAGGCUCUGUGUAUAUAUAGAAGCUGUAAUAAGCCUACGUUGGAUGAUGAAGAUGAAGUAAUUACACCCCUCCCAAAUGUUAAGGGAAACUAAGGGUCUGAGCUCUGAAGUAUUUCUUGGAUUUAUGACAUUCAUCUGAAAGGAUGUAAUUGGAAAAUAUGUUUUUUUCUUUUUUGUAAAGUAUAAAUAUACACCUUUGUAUGAAAUCUUCAGUUAUUUGCAAUCUGUCACAAAGAAUCAGAUUCAUUCUGCGAAACAAAAUAGACUGACAUGUUUCUUGAGAAAGUGGUUUUAUUUUGGCAAGUUUUGAACCCAGAACUUAAGUUUAGGAAUACUAGUACCUUGCAACAAAAAAAAAAAACCAAAAUGACACGUUUCAGUGGUGAUAAUGCAAUUAGAAAGGUUUUCCUAAUAACCAAUUAGCUUUUACACUAGAAUAAUUAAGGAUAAGCUAAGGGAAUUGACCAUUAGGACACCAAGGUAUUGCUGCUGAAAAAUGGGGCUUUCUAGCCAUAUGUAAAUAAUAAAUUAAAAAUCAGUCAUUUCAAGCAGUUGUAGCCAUUAUAAACAUUAGUAGUGCCUUAGAUAUAUUUUUACAUUAACUUAAUGGUAUCUUGAUAAAGAAAACCAAAAUCAAAAACGUGAAGAUUUCUGGGUGAUCCCAAACUUUAGACAGGUAGUGUAUAGUAAACACCAGAUUUAAUAUACAGUAUCAUUUGUUAAUGGAUUUUAGAUUUGGCAGGCACUAACUGGUACUGUAAUAUUUUUCUAGACAUAAAGCAUCACGUUCUUUUUUUGUUUAGAAUUCAACAAAAUGUAAAUGUGCCACUGCCAUAACUGCUGAACACAUACUUUUUCACUGAGGUUAUAUUAGAUGGACACACACAAAUCAUAUCCAUUUGUUACUUCUGGUUUCCUUGCUCUAUCAGUACACUGUGAUACAUAUCACAGCAUGUGUUGUCAUGUAUCCUCAAUGUUUAGUAUGCUUUAUAUACAUUCUGUCUGUUAUUUUUAGAAUAAUGACCUGAGAGGGUGCUUGAACGUAGUACCACAUUAGCUCUCUUGUAUAGGAAGUGAUUUGUGGACUUUGCCUAGAGGUAAUCUAGUAAUAAGUUUUAAAGGUCAGUUGUUGUAGGCGUGUAAACAAGUCACGUGUUUAGAUGGGAGUGAAGGCUCACUGACAGAAAGAAAAAGAGGCUAGGGGCUGAGAGAGAUGGAAGGUGGUGAGAAGUGUUUUUGUGUUGCAUUGUUACUAAUGGCAAAUACACUACACUGUCUUUAGUUCUUACUUUUAUGUGACCCCUCCAUAUAUCCAUCUAUCCAUCCAUCAAUGUUCUGAAACUAACUUAUUCAAUUUCAGGGCUGAUGGAAGCAAACUUUAUUCUAGAAACAAUGGGUGCAAGGCAGGAACCAAUGCUGGACAGGGCACCAGUACAUUGUAGGGCACACUUAUGCUUACACUCACACAAGGAAAGUUUAGAGUCACCAGUUAACUUAAUUAAACAAAGGAGUACCUUGGAAAGUCCCAGGCAGAUGAGGAAAACAUGCAAAAGCUACUCAGAUAAUUAACAAGCCAGGAUUCAACUUACUUUACUUCAACUAUAAGUCAGCAAGGGAACCUCUGCCCAACAUUAAAUUAAUCAGAAGGUCAAGCAUUACAAUUAAAUGCUAAGUAACAUGUUCUUUCCACCAGCAGAUAUCACAAUGCAUUAUGCCAGCCUCAGUUUGCCUUUCCCAUUCAGUCGUUUAACAUUUUUACCAUUCAGACUUGCCAUUUAUAUUACACCAUUAGUGUUAUGAAAAUGUUGUUAGAUGAAAAUUGUUAUGAUUAUUUUCUACCUAUUAGUAUUAAUUAUGUAUUGUGUGUAAUAUCUAUCAAUUUCCCAUUAUUACCUAUUGUCACUAUGUUGGUGGUGUUUAUCCUGAAACAAUUUAAAAAUGAGUACAAUACUUUAUGUAUUGUAAAUAAGUCAUCAUAUGGUGAAUAUCUACUUUAUGAUAAGGUUUACAAGUCUAUAUACCUGCAAUGAAUUCCUAAAUGUUGCAUUUGUUCUUGACAGAUGUGAUAAGUGAUUAAACAUGAUUUUAUUUUCUGUUAA
Molecule: messenger RNA, 2874 nt
Organism: Erpetoichthys calabaricus (reedfish)
Lineage: Eukaryota; Metazoa; Chordata; Cladistia; Polypteriformes; Polypteridae
Exons: 7
Coding region: 164-868 (234 amino acids)
Cellular component (GO): membrane
Source: RefSeq, a predicted model, not a curated record